AUGGCUACUCCAAAGGAGAACCACGAUGUCAUCCAUCUCGAAUCCCCGACAAACCAAGACAACCCCAAAGCCACGUCCAACGAAAUCACUCCCGUCCCAAGACCCAUCACCGAUCUCCCACUCACAGGCAGAGACAAAGCAGCCCAGUUUCUCAAACAAGCCACCCAGUCCCCCGUCAUCGUCACCCCCAGCGACAACGACCGCGUCCUCCGUAAAAUUGACAUCCACCUCCUUCCCAUCCUCCUCUUUGUCUACUGCCUCCAGUCCCUCGACAAGACAACUCUCUCCUACGCAUCAGUCUUUGGCCUCCUCGAUGACACCCAUCUCAAGGGCGAACAGUUCUCAUGGCUGGGAUCGGUCGUGUAUGUCGCGCAGCUGGUGUUCCAGCCGCUGGUGGCGUAUGCCCUGGUGAAGCUGCCGGUGGGAAAGUUUUGUGCGACGAUGGUGUUCUGCUGGGGGGCGGUCUUGUGUGGAAUGACGGCGGCAAAGGAUUUUGGGGGGCUGAUGGCUGCGAGGUUGUUGCUCGGAGCGUUCGAAGCUUCUGUUGCCCCGACGUUUAUUGCUGUUGUACAAAUGUGGUAUCGCAGAAAGGAGCAGACAACUCGCAAUGCGUCGUGGUAUGCGAUGCUUGGAGUCGUCAACAUGCUUGGAAGUCUUCUCUCAUAUGGCUUGGGCCACAUCAAAUCCAUCCUCCGACCCUACCAGAUCAUCUUCCUUUUCUGUGGUUGUAUCACAGUCGCAUUUUCCCUAGUCAUGUAUCUCUUCAUGCCUGACUCCCCAAUGGAAGCAAAAUUCCUCCGAGAAGAUGAGAAAGUCAUUGCGAUCGAACGACUGCGCAUGAACCAGAUGGGAAUUGGCUCCGGCGUCUGGAAAUGGGACCAUGUCCGCGAAGCAAUGCUUGAUCCCAAGACUUGGCUCUGGUUCUCUCUAAUGCUCACCAUCUCGAUCCCUAGUGGUGGCAUAUCUACUUUCGGACCCCUGAUCAUCCAAUCUUUCGGCUUCGACUCCUUCACCACGAUCCUCUUCAACAUCCCCUUCGGCGCCGUUCAAAUGAUUGCAACCCUCGGCGGCGCCUGGGUCUCCGACAAGAUACACAUGAAAUCCGCUGUCCUCCUAGUUCUCUGUUUACCCCCUAUCGCAGGCUGUGUCAUCCUUCUCGUAACCGGCCGCUCUCCCUCUGAUCGAGCCGUCCUCCUCGUCGGCUACUACAUCAUCUCCGUCUAUCCAGGCAUUUCCCCCCUGAUAUACUCUUGGUCAGGUCAGAAUACCGGAGGUGAUACUAAACGAAAAGUAACCACGGGUAUGCUCUUCAUCGGAGCAAGCGUCGGCAACAUUAUCGGCCCGCAGCUCUUCAAGCCCAGCGAAAAGCCUCGCUAUGACCGCGGCCUGCGCUCAAACCUCGCGCUUUUCGUGGUGCUGGCCGUCUUGACUGUGGCGGGCAUGCUCUGGAUCAAGGUGCUCAACAAAAGGCAAGCAGCGAGACGGCGGGCGCUCGGCAAGUCGGAGGUGAUUCGCGAUCUGAGCAUGAUGGACAGGAAGAAGGGCGGUAGUGCAUAUGAUGAGGAGGUGCUGAAUGUAGGGGAUGAGAAUGUCGGCGACAAGGCGUUUGAGGACGCGACGGAUCUGCAGAAUGAGGAUUUCAUCUACGUUUAUUGA
Molecule: messenger RNA, 1656 nt
Organism: Trichoderma citrinoviride
Lineage: Eukaryota; Fungi; Ascomycota; Sordariomycetes; Hypocreales; Hypocreaceae
Product: MFS general substrate transporter
Exons: 5
Coding region: 1-1656 (551 amino acids)
Biological process (GO): transmembrane transport
Cellular component (GO): membrane
Molecular function (GO): transmembrane transporter activity
Source: RefSeq, a predicted model, not a curated record